UCUGCGACGUCUUGCUGAGGGGAAGGUAAUGUGCGCAUCCCAAAGAGCUCCUGCUGCUUCUGUGGAAUUUGCAUAGAUUUGGUAAAGCGAGGAAAAGAGAGCGAGCGAGAGAGAGAGAGAGGAGAGGGGUGGUUGGGGGGAAGGGGGGCGAGGCUACAAAGCGGCGUGGAAGAGGACGGAAUGAACAAGCGAUCUUUUCCGCUCGCUCCGUGUGCAUCUUGCUCUGCGUCCCGCGGUCCUUCCUGCCUUCUCCCCGUCCCUCUCCUCUGCAUUUCCUCCUCCUCCUCCUCCCCUCACAUGUCCUCUCCUGUCAGUCAGUGAGACCUCCUCCUCGCCAUCCUUGCCCCAUGCAUGCCCGGGCACACGUGCACCCGCGUGGCACCCGCACGCACACGCACACGCACACGCGCAUCAGGGAGACCACAUAAGGCGAGACCGCCGCUCGGACCGUGGCGAUGGGCAACUCUGUGAAGUCGCUCAAAAUCUUCACCAAGAAGGACCAGAAGAAGAACUACAAAGCGGUGCAGUCCUGUGAGGAGGGGGGCUCAGGGGGGGGCUAUCUGGAGCCGCUAGUGGCCCUGGCCCAGAGCGGCGCCAACAUGCACAACGUGCUGGGGCCCGCCUGCAUCUUCCUGCGCAAGGGCUUCGCUGAGAGCCGGCAGGCUGACCGAGAGCUGAGGCCGGAAGAAAUGGACGAGCUCCGUGAGGCGUUCAAGGAGUUCGACAAAGACAAAGACGGCUUCAUCGGCUGCAAAGACUUGGGGAACUGCAUGAGGACCAUGGGCUACAUGCCCACAGAGAUGGAGCUGAUAGAACUCAGUCAGCAGAUCAACAUGAACCUGGGCGGACAUGUGGACUUUGAGGACUUUGUGGAGCUGAUGGGGCCCAAACUGCUGGCCGAGACGGCGGACAUGAUCGGCGUGAAGGAGCUGCGUGAUGCCUUCAAGGAGUUCGACACAAACGGCGACGGUCAGAUCAGCACCGCAGAACUCCGAGAGGCCAUGAAGAAGCUUUUAGGACAACAGGUGGGUCACAGAGACCUGGAGGACAUCCUGCGAGACAUCGACCUCAACGGAGAUGGACACGUGGAUUUUGAAGAGUUUGUCCGGAUGAUGUCUCGGUGAUCCCAGACCUUCCAGAACAGACCAAGUCUGCCCUGAAGUUGCACUGCUGGAACAACAACAUCAACAAUGUUGAUUUUCUUUCACUUUGGACUAUAAACUUUGUUUUUAUCAAGAAUAUUUGUUCUUUUUUUCAUUUUUUAAGAAAAACAAGCACACUUUUUUGGUGCUACCGUGGUUGUUGAGUGCAUGAUCAUACCCUUGUAGCCAUGGAGAUGAUGUCAAGGAGAGCCUAAGAACAAUGGAGGGUAUCUCAGGGUAUUUUCUAAAAGCACAAAGACCAUAGGUAAGAGUCAACACUGAUCCAAUAUGGCAAUAUGGACUUUUGAUGUGGUUUGGGCAAGUGUGUUUGUGUUUCGUGCUUCUUGUUGUUUCCUUGUCCAAUGGGACUGUUGUUUCAUUGAUUUGGUGGUGUAGUUAAAUGUGACGUAGCAAAGAUCAAAUAUGUCUUCUUCUCUGUGCAUUCAAUAGGUACACUCAUUCUGAGUAUUUUAUUACUAUAGCAAUAUUUAUUUAACCCUUAAGAGAUCCUAGGGACAUUUAGUUUUUGAGGUGACAUCACCUCGGUGAUGUUCUUUUCUAAAAAAAUUUUAAAAAGGUUAUAUGUUCCUCAAACGAGGCUAACAUGACAACGUUACACGAGAGCGACACGUUUGUCUUUGGUAUCAAAAAAUGUCUGUUUUUGAUCACUCACCCAUCUGAAAAUAAAUUAAUGUAGUCACAGAGGGUGAGAUUUCACCUGAAACUACUGGACUUCUAGUUUAUAUUUUUGUAUUCGUCCGCCAGAUGGUGCUAUGAUUGCCCAUUCAAAGCAUGCAGCAAAAUCUCUAAACUUUUA
Molecule: messenger RNA, 1959 nt
Organism: Nerophis lumbriciformis (worm pipefish)
Lineage: Eukaryota; Metazoa; Chordata; Actinopteri; Syngnathiformes; Syngnathidae
Gene: cabp1b
Product: calcium binding protein 1b
Cellular component (GO): cytoplasm
Molecular function (GO): calcium ion binding; calcium channel regulator activity
Source: RefSeq, a predicted model, not a curated record